Knipowitschia caucasica is the source of this 1080-nucleotide messenger RNA. The record is from the annotation of a GenBank genome assembly. Lineage: Eukaryota; Metazoa; Chordata; Actinopteri; Gobiiformes; Gobiidae.
AUGAUCGCAGCGCAGGCCAAGCUGGUGUACCACCUGAACAAGUACUACAACGAGAAGUGCCAGUCCCGCAAGGCCGCGGUCUCCAAGAGCAUCCGGGAGGUGUGUAAGGUGGUGUCAGACGUCCUGAAGGAGGUGGAGGUGCAGGAGCCGCGCUUCAUCAGCUCCCUCAGUGAGAUGGACAACCGCUUCGAGGGGCUGGAGGUCAUCUCCCCCACGGAGUUCGAGGUGGUGCUGUACCUCAACCAGAUGGGUGUCUUUAACUUCGUGGAUGACGGCUCUCUACCGGGCUGCGCGGUGCUCAAGCUCAGCGACGGCCGCAAGAGGAGCAUGUCUCUGUGGGUAGAGUUCAUCACCGCCUCCGGGUACCUCUCCGCGCGGAAGAUCCGCUCCCGCUUCCAGACGCUGGUGGCUCAGGCCGUGGACAAGUGCAGCUACAGGGACGUGGUGAAGAUGGUGGCGGACACCAGUGAGGUGCGGCUGCGCAUCAGGGACCGGUACGUGGUGCAGAUCACUCCCGCCUUCAAGUGCACCGGCAUCUGGCCCCGCAGCGCGGCGCACUGGCCCCUGCCGCACAUCCCGUGGCCCGGGCCCAACCGAGUGGCUGAGGUGAAGGCGGAGGGCUUCAACCUGCUGUCCAAGGAGUGCUACUCUCUGAACGGGAAGCAGAGCUCCGCGGAGAGCGACGCCUGGGUGCUGCAGUUCGCGGAGGCCGAGAACAGGCUGCUGCUCGGCGGCUGCAGGAAGAAGUGUCUGUCGGUGCUGAAGGCGCUGAGAGACCGACACCUGGAGCUGCCGGGGCAGCCGCUCAACAACUACCACAUGAAGACUCUGGUUUCCUACGAGUGCGAGAAGCACCCGCGGGAGUCGGACUGGGACGAGAACUGUCUGGGGGACCGCCUCAACGGGAUUCUAUUACAGCUUAUUUCAUGUUUGCAGUGCAGGCGCUGCCCGCACUACUUCCUGCCGAACUUAGACCUUUUCCAGGGAAAGCCGCACUCUUCUCUGGAGAACGCGGCCAAACAGACGUGGCGUCUGGCCAGAGAGAUUCUGACCAACCCCAAGAGCCUGGAGAAACUCUGA